This is a messenger RNA of Ceratosolen solmsi marchali, 2057 nucleotides long. RefSeq names its product TBC1 domain family member 5 homolog A-like. The coding region runs from base 607 to 1881 and encodes 424 amino acids. The transcript is spliced from 6 exons. Lineage: Eukaryota; Metazoa; Arthropoda; Insecta; Hymenoptera; Agaonidae. The record is from RefSeq and is a predicted model, not a curated record.
AAACAAACAAAUACAAUAUGCAUUAGUCUUGUAACAUUUUGUAUGAAUAUAAUAAUCGAUACAGUGUAUAGUGUGUAGCAUUUACUAUUAUGAUACAAUACUGUAAUUAAAUACUACAUUUAUCUUACGUAGAAUAGUAUUAUAUAUAGUGGUACGUAGGAAAUUAAAUAGUUUACUAAAAAUUUAUCGCAUAAACUUUGUGAAAUUAAGCGAAUUUCACUUUUGCGGUGUAACCUUGAAGCCUUUACAAUACGACGGUGGUUCUGAACUUAAUACGUGUGCGGGAGUCUGUGCAUAACACAGAUUUCUCACAUGUGCUAUGACAAAACAAGACAGCAGUACUGUACCGUGACGGAAUGUCACUUUUGUAUUUUAACAAAAUUGUGGUGAAGGUUUAAAAUUCUUUUGAGUUUUCGGUAUGCUUAGUGAAAAAUACUAGAGGAUUUAAAAAACAACCACUAUUUUAUCAAUAAAAAAAAGAAAGAAAGAAAGAAAGAAAGAAAAAAAAAGAAAACAAAUGGGAUAGCCUACAUAUAAAUAGUGAACGACUUGUACAACAGCAUUGCAGGAACUUUCAUUGGAUUAAAAACAAUUUAAAAUUUCAUAAUGGAUGAUGAUGAAGAUUGGAAUGUCCCUACUAAAAUUAGUUCAAAAUUAUUGCAACAAAGUAAUAAUUCAACUACUCAUCAAACAUUAAAAAUUACUGAUGGUUACAAAUAUAGUUAUGAGGCACUUUCAAGUCCAGCAAAUAUUGAUGAUUGGACCGAACCUCCUUCUUAUGGAGGAACAAGACGAUCUAGUGGAUAUCCUCAAAAUUUAUUGAAAGACAAUAAUAGAUCAUAUAGGAAUGAAAAAAUUAAUGUUAAUAAAAGGUUUGAUUCAGUGAAGAGUAAUGAUAACUUUUCAAACAAAAGUUCACAUAGAAAUUUUAGUAUGUUAAAAUCAAAUCAUUAUUCAAAUAGAAUGCAAAAUGUAGAUUCGAUGAACGACUGGGAUACUUCAGACAAUACAGUUAAUCAAAUUAAUGGUUCUUGGAAAGGGAACGUAAAUAUUUCAGUAAAUAUUGCUUCAGAAGAUUGGGAUACUACUGCGGAGUCUAUGCCACAAAAUCAUAAAUCUGUUCCAAAUGCAGAUUCAAAUGCGUCAAUAAGCAAUACAAAUAAAGAUAAGCUUUGGGAUCAAAUGAAUGAAACAUCUUCAAAAAAAAAAUCGUCUUCUGAAUUAGAAAUUUAUAAUUCAGAUUCAUUGGUACAUAGUUCAGAAUUAAGAAAUUCUAACAAUAUGAAUGAGACUUGGGAUGCAGAUCUUUCGAAUCAGUCUACAUCAAAUACUUCUAGAAACGGUUUUACAAAGGACAUUCCCCUUUACAAUCCUAAUAAUAUGAAUGGACAGUCUUAUUCUAAUAAUUUAUUUAACCAAAGAUAUGAAAAUAAUUAUCAUUCAAAUAAACAAGCACAUUCGAGAAAUUUUGAAACAAGCGAUCGUUUUAACAGAGAUUCUUACAGUCGACAUUCCCGUGGUAAUAGUAAUUUUUUUAGACAUAGUCCAUAUGAAAGGGGUAGUAGAGGUAGAGGUGGUAGAGGUGGCAGAGGCGGUAGAAAUAGUAGAGAUGGCUCUUAUCAAUCUUUUCAUUCACGCGAUAAUUCAAGAAAUAGUGGAGAUAGAAGAGAUGGUUCGUUUCAACACAACUCUUAUACCAAAAAUAGAAAUAAUGAUAGAACUUCAUAUCAACCACCAUCAUCUUCUUUUAAAAAUACUACAGUUGAAUCAGAAGAAGAUUGGGACUCACCAAGUGGCUUUGUAGAGAAACGCACAGAAAAUAAUGAUCUACCUCCCACAGUUCUUUCAUCUGUUGAAACCGUAGAAGAGUCAUGGGACUAAAUUUAAAAUAAAUAUUAACUCAAGUGCCUAAGACCUUUUUUAUGUAGUCAAUUAAACAAAUUGCCAUUCAUAAGCCAUAUUAUGAUUGAAUAAAGUUCAGACUUUAUGAGGAACUAUCUAUAGAAUUUCCAAAGAGACAAAUUUAAAUUUAAAUAAUCUUUAUCUCAUUCAAGUGA